AAUGAUGUGGAUGAGGCAUUUGGUGCCUCUAACGCCGUACCCCGAACUGAUGCUCACCCUAUCACGCGGGCCGUUGCCCAGGCCAUCGCUGAGGUCAAAAAUGUUCAUACUGCGAGCAUACUUCCUUACCGACGAGCUCCUAUGUUUGAGCCUUCACUUCCUGCAAUUUAUGAGGAAGGUUACUACGCCGUCUUGGGGCGGACUGAGAAGAACAAUCAGCACUCCGGAUUAAGCAGCUAUGGAACUAAGAGUGAUACAAUGAAGGCUUGGGAGAAGGACAGCUUGUCUAUGAUGCAAUUGAGCACAAAUAAAACUAGUCAACUCAGCAAUUUCACAGCCUCUGACCUCGAAGACUCUUACAAGCAGGCUGGGUUUGCUCAAAUUCCCCUUUGA
Molecule: messenger RNA, 393 nt
Organism: Penicillium coprophilum
Lineage: Eukaryota; Fungi; Ascomycota; Eurotiomycetes; Eurotiales; Aspergillaceae
Exons: 2
Source: RefSeq, a predicted model, not a curated record